CUCGCCGGACUGGCGUGGUAGGGUUUAUGUCUUAAAACCCCAACCCUUCUUUCCUGGGCGGCCGGAAAGGAGUCUCUCUCUCUCUCUCUCGCUCGCUCUCUCUCUCUCUCACAGUCCGGUGGCAAUGGCGGAGCUGAAGUUGUCGGAGAUGAGGGAUUUGACGCGGGUGGAGCGCAUUGGCGCCCACUCCCAUAUCAGAGGCCUCGGUCUUGACGACGCCCUGGAGCCCCGCGGCGCCUCCGAAGGGAUGGUGGGGCAGCAUACCGCUCGCAAGGCCGCCGGCGUCAUCCUCCAAAUGAUCCGCGAUGGAAAGAUCGCUGGCCGCGCCGUUCUCCUUGCUGGGCAGCCUGGCACCGGCAAGACGGCCAUUGCCAUGGGCAUGGCCAAGGCGCUCGGCCACGAGACCCCGUUCGCCAUGCUAUCCGGCAGCGAGCUAUAUUCCCUGGAGAUGAGCAAAACUGAGGCCCUAAUGCAGUCCUUUCGCCGAGCCAUUGGUGUCCGCAUUAAGGAGGAGACUGAGAUAAUAGAAGGCGAGGUUGUCGAGCUCCAGAUUGACCGCCCUGCUGUCGCCGGCGCGGCCUCCAAGACUGGCAAGCUCACCCUCAAGACCACCGAGAUGGAGACCGUCUACGAUCUGGGAGCCAAGAUGAUCGAGGCGCUCAACAAGGAGAAGGUUCAGAGUGGCGAUGUCGUCGUCAUUGACAAGUCGUCCGGGAAGAUUACCAAGCUCGGCAGGUCGUUCGCGAGGUCGAAGGACUACGAUGCCAUGGGUCCUCAUACUAAAUUCGUUCAGUGUCCCGACGGCGAACUCCAGAAGCGUAAAGAGGUCGUACACUGCGUUACCCUCCAUGAGAUCGAUGUUAUCAACAGCAGAACACAGGGAUUCCUAGCCUUGUUCACUGGUGACACCGGUGAGAUCCGUACUGAGGUGCGGGAGCAGAUCGAUACCAAGGUUGCAGAAUGGAGAGAGGAAGGAAAGGCUGAAAUCAUCCCGGGUGUUCUGUUCAUAGAUGAGGUUCACAUGCUCGACAUUGAAUGUUUUUCCUUUCUCAACCGGGCUUUGGAAAAUGAAAUGGCACCCAUAUUGGUCGUUGCUACCAACAGAGGAAUUACAACCAUCAGGGGCACAAAUUACAAGUCCCCACACGGUAUUCCUAUUGAUUUUCUUGAUCGAUUGCUGAUCAUUACAACCCAGCCAUAUACAGAGGACGAGAUAAGAAAGAUCAUUGACAUUCGAAGUCAAGAGGAGGACGUUGACAUGUCUGAGGAUGCCAAAGUUCUGUUAACAAAAAUUGGUAUUGAGACAUCUUUGAGGUAUGCGAUUAACUUGAUCACUUCUGCCUCCUUGGCCUGCCAGAAGCGCAAAGGGAAAGUCGUGGAAAUGGAAGACAUUAGCAGGGUGUAUCAAUUGUUCCUCGAUGUGAAAAGGUCAACCCAAUACCUGAUGGAGUAUCAGAGCGAAUACAUGUUCAGUGAAGUACCAGGAGAGGCUGAGGAAGAUGAGGCAAUGCAGACUUGAUUGGUUCUCACUCUCCAUAAUGAUUUGAGGCAUCUGCUUGUGAGGAUGAAAAAUGUUCAUCAGUUUUUGCACGGAAAAUUAAUUUUAUCACCAGGAUAGCAGCCAGUGUAAAAAGCUGCUUGGAUCCUCUCAAAAGUCAAAAGUGAUCAAAUGCCUAUUGUGAAUCCUUUUUGUAUUGUUACGCCUUGGAUGCGUAUAUGCCUUUGGGAGACGUCUAUUUGCAAAAUUUGCAUAUAUUUCUUGUAUACUUCUUUGGACGGUAAAAUGGUAUUUUAGGAAUUUAACUGUUUGACAGAAAUGAAGUUGUAGAUGUAAGUUAGCCAUGGAAUGUAUAUGUGCUUUAUUAUUAUUA
This is a messenger RNA of Nymphaea colorata (pocket water lily), 1871 nucleotides long. RefSeq lists its product as uncharacterized. Gene Ontology annotation, cellular component: NuA4 histone acetyltransferase complex; R2TP complex; Swr1 complex. Gene Ontology annotation, molecular function: ATP hydrolysis activity; DNA helicase activity; ATP binding. Bases 125 to 1519 code for a protein of 464 amino acids. Gene Ontology annotation, biological process: box C/D snoRNP assembly; chromatin remodeling; regulation of transcription by RNA polymerase II. The record is from RefSeq and is a predicted model, not a curated record. The transcript is spliced from 2 exons. NCBI's taxonomy places the organism in Eukaryota, Viridiplantae, Streptophyta, Magnoliopsida, Nymphaeales, Nymphaeaceae.